GAUUAAUAAGCAAAGUAGAAACUGAAAAUGAUUGAACUUCUUAAAUAUUUUGAUAUUUUUUCUUAACCAAUUUAAUUUAAUGGAGAUUCUUCUUAAAAAAAGAAGACGAGUCUUGGGAUUACUCUAAGUUUUUUUAUAUUUGUUUCAACUCUUUUUUAUUUUACUUAUCUCUCUUAGCUCUACUUUAGUAAUUAAAUAGAUCCUAAAUUUAGAUCAUAAAAUUUUGUCACAAAUGAUGUUGUUAAUAUUACAUUGAGUGAUGAUACUUUUGGAUUUUAGCUAGCUCCUUAAUUUGGUUAGAAUCUCAUUUAAGAAUAAGACAGUAAAAAUAAAACAUAUAUUGUUUUCUUAGCAUUUUAUUAAUAGAGAAAUAGUAGUACUUUUAAAAGUUAAUAAUUAGAUGUUGUGAAAUGCUAAAAUCCAGAGUUAGAGGGUUUUUACUGCAUAGAUUUUUCAAGAGCUCCUAAUCUAAACAUUACAAUCAGUCAUAGAAAAAGUCUUUUUUCUGAAUUAAUAAUUUAUCCAUACAGAUGUCAAGAUACUGAUAAUUUGAAAUAAUUUGUCCCUGAUAAUUGUGCAGAUCCCUAUGAGAUUGAAAGUUAUUUGUCUAGUUUACAUAACACUUUGAAUUUUAAAAUAUAAGUUUCUUAGAUUAAUAUUACUUCAAAAUAAGUAGAAGUAAGCUAUGUUAAUAACCGACUUCCUGCUUUAGGUAAUUUUAUAACAUUAGCUGAGCUUAAGAUGAAAAAGUAGAUUACAUCAGUUAAAGAAGGAUUUUUUAUUUAAUCAGAAAGCAUCUUUUCUUCUCCAAUAACUGCUCAAUUUGCUUCAUCAUCUUUAGAUUAUAAAUCUUAUGUUAAACAGACUGGCCAAAAAAUGAUAUCUAUAGUAGUUGUAGAUGCUGAUGAAAAUGUUGAGUAUUCGUUUGUUUAAUACCCACCUUAUACAGAGGUUUUAGCACUCUGCAAUAGCUUUUUUUCAUUACUUAUGAUCCUAGGAGUCAUUUGUAAAAUGGCUGCCUUACGUAUAAUCAGAUAAGAUAUAUUUUUAUUGUUUUUAUAAAAUACUUAUUUGGAAACAUACUAAAAAAUUCUUAAAAAUUGCAAAUUAAUAGAAUUUAAAAACGACAUUUAACCAAUUUAGAGAUCUAAAAGUAUAUUUUUAGAUGAAAAUGAAGCUACUGAAUCGGAUUAAAAAAUACAAAUUCCAAUUUUUAAAGAAUUAAAAAGUUUGUCUGUUUUUAAAUAGGGUUUUAGUAUUGACCAAAAAUAAGGCUCAAGCCCUUAACAAAAUUUAUCUAUUUUAGACAAUUAAAGCUCUAUAUCUUAAUCUAAUGUACUUUUUUAGACUAAUUUAGAUUAAAGUGAUAUCAAAAAUAAGAUUAAUAGAGAUUCUCCUCUUUUAAAUGUUAAAAAGAAUAUUUUAAAAAGAAAUUUUAUUAAUUAAUCUUAGAAUCAAAAAGUAAAGAAGUUGUAGGAUAACAGCUUUUACUAAAAAAGCUAAUCCUAAAAUUUAAAGUAGGAAUUAGUGGAAGAUGCAAAUAAAAAUAACACUUAUAUUCAUACAAUAAAGUAAAUGCUAUUAUCAUUUCAAAAUAAUAGUAUUAAGCAUAAAGUUUAAAACUUACUUUUCAAAACAAGGUUAUUUAGUAGAAAUAAGUUCCUUGAAUCUUAAGGAUUAAAUAAGUAAAUGGUGGAAAAAAUAGAAAAAGAAGUUUUAUCAAGUUAAGAUUUUUACAAGGUUUAUAAAGAUAUUUUGUUUUUGAAAAAAGCUAUUAUGAUUCUUUUUAGUAAAGAUUAACUUGCUGCUUUAAAAUUAGUAGGUUAUUCGCAUGAAUUUCUAGGGUUUAAUUUAGAUAGAGAAAUAAACUAAACAUUAUUAAAUGAUCGAUUUUAGAAGAGUUAUUUAGAGUAACAGUUCGUUAUUUAAUAGUAUGAAGAGCUGUAAAGCUAAUAAGUAAACUUAUUUCUGUAGAGGUAUUAAAAAUAAUAAAAUCUAAGUUAAAUUGAUAAAAGAAUAUAUUCGUCUAUGUGUAUAAAUUAAAUUGUAUGA
This is a messenger RNA of Tetrahymena thermophila SB210, 2052 nucleotides long. Its product is annotated as AMP-binding enzyme family protein, putative. NCBI's taxonomy places the organism in Eukaryota, Ciliophora, Oligohymenophorea, Hymenostomatida, Tetrahymenidae. The record is from RefSeq and is a predicted model, not a curated record. The transcript is spliced from 3 exons.